UUCCAGCAUUUUUUCAGAUUGAUUUUUUAAUAUUUCCAUUAUUUUAUAAUUUUUUUCUGGACAAGAAAAUAAUGUUUUUGCCCAAGUUAACAAUAGAGGGAGUCCUUGGAUUUAAUUUUAAAAAAUUCCAAAAAAUUAUAAAAAUAUCCAUUUUGGUUAUUUUACUUCUUGAAUGUUUUGUUAAUUAUUCCCAAGCAAGAUACAAGCGUUUUAUAAAAGAAGAAAAUUCAAAAUUGAUAAAUAAUGAGGAAUAUUUAAUACAAACUUGUGUGGCUUAUUGUGAUGCGCAAUUUGGGAGAGAAUUUGAGGAACAUUUUGGACGUAGCUAUUUCACUCAAUUCUUUGAUUUUCCAAUUGAUUCAUUAAUUGUAUCUUCCAUCAGCAAUUUCAAUUCUUUUUGUUCUCUAGUUGAACAGAGAAGUUGUUGUCUUCAACAAGAAUGUCUUAAAUCUUCUGUGCCAGCUUCACCCCAAACACAUAUUUGUUUGGAGCAUAGAGCUGAUUUUGAAAGGGCGUUGGCCUGUUUAAAUUCCACCGUCCCCCACUUCAAAUUUCAUUCAAUCUGUUCAACAGCAGCAAAACAAAGUGUGAACAUUAAAAGGCUGGCAGAUGAGACUCGCGGAUUUGACAUUCAUUUAACAGAACAAUAUCGACAACAGGAUCUUCGUUGCCGUUUUCAAGCUUGUACACUUUCGGCUAGGGUACCCUUUUGUCUAUUUUUCCCCAUUGUACCAUUUUGUCGUGUCCAAAAAUCAAGGAAAUUUCAGAUAAUGCUAAUCAACGAGCACUGCAAUCAAAACGGUAUUGGAGAGGAUCAAAGAGAACACGCUCGUCGGACUGUUAGGCGCUACUAUGAGGAUGAUUUAGAGCUUGAUUUGAUUGAAUAUGGAGAAACACUGAACGCUACAAGACGUUUCCCUCGUUUUUGUGCUGCUUUUUUGGCACAGCAAAAAGUCGGAGAUGAAUUUAAAUUUGUUUUUUGCCACUCGCGACAAAACGGAAGUCGCGACAAGAUGAUACAAAGGUCGUUUGUACCAUUUUGUCGCAACAAAUAG
Meloidogyne enterolobii is the source of this 1055-nucleotide messenger RNA. Lineage: Eukaryota; Metazoa; Nematoda; Chromadorea; Rhabditida; Meloidogynidae. The record is from the annotation of a GenBank genome assembly.